UUUGGACUGGAGCUUUGUUUGUUUUCUCUUUUGCCAGCUGGUGGGAUUUCUACAUAUAAUAGCCGGCUGUCCAUCAGAUUGGCUUCAAGAACCUGAGCAAUUGACCGCCAUGUCCAAGCCAAUUAGAUUCUAUUUCGAUUUAUUGUCCCCGAUUGCCCGUGGCCUCUGGCUGGGCUUAAAAUUCGGCAAGAGCCCGAUUGAAUAUUGCCCUGUUGCCCUCCGUAAAUUUGAGCAAUUGACCGAGGAGUACAAGAAGAUCAAUCGUUUUCAGAAGGUUCCCGCCAUAGUGGAUGGUGACUUCCAUUUGUCCGAAACUAUUGCCAUUAUUCGUUAUCUCGCCGACAAAGGUCAGUUCGAUGAAAAGCUCUACCCAAAAACAUUGGAGGCCCGUGCUCGAGUGGAUGAGUUCCUUGAGUGGCAACACCUGAAUAUAAGACUUGCGUGUACCUUGUACUUUCGAGAUGCUUGGCUAUUUCCCAUGAAUGGUAUAACACCCAAGCCCAAUCCGGGUCAAAUACAAAAGCUGGUUGAGGGAGUGGAAACAAAUUUAGGGCUUCUGGAGCGUUUGUGGCUGGAAAAGGACUUUCUGGUCGGGCAGAGUCUAACGAUGGCAGAUAUCCUUGGUUCUUCCGAAAUCAAUCAACUCAGGCUGUGCAAAUACAAAGUGGAUGAGAACAAGUUUCCGAAGGUGGCCAAAUGGCUGGAACGUGUCAGGAAAGCCACUAAUCCCUAUCAUGACGAGUCACUGACUUUUAUUAACCAAAAAGCAAAGCAUCCAAUUGUUGCCAAGUUGUGAAAAUUCCACAACUUUCCGCCCGACACAUUUUGAGAUUUAAUAUCAACUGCCAGUUAUUCAUGUUUUUAGUUUUUUAGUUCCGAUUUUUCUGCAUUUGUACAAAGUUAAUGAUUAAAGAUUACUAUUUGCUA
Molecule: messenger RNA, 927 nt
Organism: Drosophila eugracilis
Lineage: Eukaryota; Metazoa; Arthropoda; Insecta; Diptera; Drosophilidae
Gene: GstT2
Product: glutathione S-transferase theta-1
Exons: 4
Coding region: 110-796 (228 amino acids)
Biological process (GO): glutathione metabolic process
Cellular component (GO): cytoplasm
Molecular function (GO): glutathione transferase activity
Source: RefSeq, a predicted model, not a curated record